CCAGAGCAGCAGGGCCAGGCCAGGAAUCUGCUUUCUCUUCACAGUGCAGACAGGAUGGGGCCUGGAGGUGGCCAGCAGCAGCAGAGGAGACCCUUGGAAUUGGGGAUGGAUACCAGGCCUGCAAGGACUUCCUGGAACUAGCUGAGACACACAGCCGGAAAUGGCAGCGGGCACUGCAGUAUGAGCAAGAGCAGCGUGUCCACUUGGAGGAAACCAUUGAACAGUUGGCCAAGCAGCACAACAGCCUUGAGCGGGCCUUCCGCAGUGCUCCUGGCCGGCCCCCCAACCCCAACAAGAGCUUCAGCGAGGGAAGCCUCUUGACUUCCAAAGGAGAGGACAGUGAGGAAGAUGAAGAUACUGAGUACUUUGAUGCCAUGGAAGACUCCACAUCCUUCAUCACCGUGAUCACCCAGCCCAAGGAAGACAGAAAAGCUGAAGGUGGAACUGGAACAAGCUCAGUGGACUGGAGCUCAGACAAUGUGUUAGAUAGUGCCUCAUUUGUGUCCAAGGGUUCAUCCAAAGUCAAGAGACGUGUCCGUAUCCCUGACAAACCCAACUACAGCCUUAACCUCUGGAGCAUCAUGAAAAACUGCAUCGGCCGUGAGCUCUCCAAGAUCCCUAUGCCGGUGAACUUCAAUGAACCCCUAUCCAUGCUCCAGCGGCUGACUGAGGACUUGGAGUACCACCACCUUCUAGACAAGGCAGUGCAUUGCGCCAACUCAGUGGAGCAGAUGUGCCUAGUGGCUGCCUUCUCUGUGUCCUCCUACUCCACCACUGUGCACCGCAUCGCCAAGCCCUUCAACCCCAUGCUAGGGGAGACAUUUGAGUUGGAUCGCAUGGAGGAAAUGGGCCUGCGCUCCCUCUGUGAGCAGGUGAGCCACCACCCUCCCUCAGCUGCCCACUACGUGUUCUCCAAGCAUGGCUGGAGCCUCUGGCAAGAGAUCACCAUCGCCAGCAAGUUCCGGGGGAAAUACAUCUCUAUCAUGCCACUUGGUGCCAUCCACUUGGAAUUCCAGGCCAGUGGGAAUCACUAUGUGUGGAGGAAGAGCACCUCAACUGUGCACAAUAUCAUCGUGGGCAAGCUCUGGAUCGACCAGUCAGGGGAUAUCGAGAUUGUGAACCAUAAGACCAAUGAUCGGUGCCAGCUGAAGUUUGUUCCCUACAGCUACUUCUCCAAAGAGGCACCCCGAAAGGUGACCGGAGUGGUGAGUGACAGCCAGGGCAAGGCCCACUAUGUGCUGUCCGGCUCAUGGGAUGAGCAGAUGGAAUGCUCCAAGAUUGUGCACAGUAGUUCCAGCAGCUCCAGCUCUGAUGGGAAGCAGAAGACAGUAUAUCAGACUCUGCCAGCCAAACUGCUGUGGAAGAAGUACCCACUGCCGGAAAACGCAGAAAACAUGUACUACUUCUCGGAGCUGGCCCUAACCCUAAACGAGCUGGAGGAGGGCGUAGCGCCCACGGAUAGCCGCCUUCGGCCCGACCAGCGGCUGAUGGAGAAGGGGCGCUGGGACGAGGCCAACACUGAGAAGCAGCGGCUGGAAGAGAAGCAACGCUUGUCGCGGCGCAGGCGAAUGGAGUCCUGUAUGUCUGGCCAUGGCCAAGGCUGCACAAUAGAGGAAGAGAAGGAGUCAGACGGGUACAUGCCGCUGUGGUUCGAGAAGAGGCUGGACCCACUGACGGGGGAAACUGCCUGCAUAUACAAGGGUGGCUACUGGGAGGCCAAGGAGAGGCAAGACUGGCACAUGUGCCCCAACAUCUUCUGAGCGCCACCCUUGCAGCAAAUAUAGGCGCCUGCACAGCUGGGUCCACUUUUUUUUUAAUGCACUCAAUUUAGUACUGAAUAUAUCCCCACCCACCCACGCACUUCUUCCCCCUUUUUUUCCCUCUUAAACAAAAAAAAAAAAAACUUUUGGGGGACUCUCACCUUAGAAGGAGGAAGGGCUGACCGGGGUUCUCUCCAGCCCCUAGGUGCACCCAGUCACCCUUGCCCCUUCACCAUGGACUUGGACCCUAUGGGCACCCCAGUCCCCAGUUAUCACAACUCAGGCCGGCUGGCUGGGGCCAUGGCUGCCCAGGUCACCAGCCUCCAAUCCAGGGAGGUACUGGCCCUUCCUAGGGAACCUCUUUUGACUUUUUUAGAAAAGAAAAAAAAAUGAUCUACAUUUCUUUCCAGCCAUGAUGUUUAGUAAAUAUUUUUAGUACAGCAUUUAGCAGACAGCUUUCCAAGUGUGCUUUCUUGCCACAAAAUUGUCCAGGCAAGAAUUCCCUUUUUAAAGACAUCAGGAAGCCAGACCCCUUUGAGUUGGGAGAAUUUUGUAGCUAAACACAAUAUUUAUAUCUGAGAUGCCCACCCACUAGGAGCCCAGGGCCCAAAGACCAAGCAGAAAGGAGCCUGUCUAGGCCCAGCAGAGCACAAAGGGUCUCUUUCUGGAGCAACAACCCACAAUGGGGGAGAGGGGCCAUUGAGGGUAUCCCCCAUGUGGAUUGAGGGCAGCAGCCCCUUGCCUAGCCUUGACCAUGCUGGGGCAAGUGCCUACAACCAAAGAGGCCAGGAAGGGCUAGAAGGCAGGGCCCAUAGGUGCUCCCCACCCCCAAGAACCAGGCCCCAAAUCAGCAAUAAUGAACAGACCCCCAUUCAGCAUGGGCUGGUGACCUGGGCAUGAGAGACCUGGCACUCUUCCUCAGAUGGCUCAGGGGGUGCCCCAUCUCUGCUCCCCCUGAUUCUUUAUUUGCCUAAUUUAUAUAUAUGAUAUAUAAAUAUAUAUAUAAUAGCUAUUUUGCUUAAAUUUCUAUGGUAUAUAAAAGUGAAAAAUGAUGAAGACAGGGUAUACCUGUCUGAGUUUGGCUUCCUGUCAGCUGUGCCCUGCCCUCUCCUCCUAUCCCUUCCAGCAGCUUCUGCCAACCUUGAGGCACUGGACCACUGUGACUUCAGUCCCAGACCUCAGAACCCCCCAUUCCAAUCCUCCCCACUUCAGUUUGGUCCUGAAAAUUCAUUGCGGGGGUUUUUCUUUCUACUACAGGACUGGUUUUGGUUUUAUAUAAAAACAACAACAACAACAAAAAAAAAAACAGAAGUGAAAUCACCAACGUGUGAAAUGCCUUAUGAUGUCCACUCCAGAGGCAAGGCAGGGUGGGGUAGCCUCUUGGGCCUCCCCUCAGAGCUGUGGAUGUACCUCUUCUCAACACUUUGUAAGCACCUUUU
Marmota flaviventris (yellow-bellied marmot) is the source of this 3199-nucleotide messenger RNA. The record is from RefSeq and is a predicted model, not a curated record. Lineage: Eukaryota; Metazoa; Chordata; Mammalia; Rodentia; Sciuridae.